Molecule: messenger RNA, 975 nt
Organism: Vicugna pacos (alpaca)
Lineage: Eukaryota; Metazoa; Chordata; Mammalia; Artiodactyla; Camelidae
Product: olfactory receptor 10AG1-like
Biological process (GO): G protein-coupled receptor signaling pathway
Cellular component (GO): membrane
Molecular function (GO): olfactory receptor activity; G protein-coupled receptor activity
Source: RefSeq, a predicted model, not a curated record
CCAAGAAAUGUAAAUCCACAGAGAGAAAAUAAUUGGAAAAUGACAGGAACAAACCUGACUAUAGUGAUGGAAUUUGUCCUCCUGGGCUUCUCUGACAUUCCCAGGUUCCACUGGCUGCUUUUUGGGGUAUUCUCAGUCAUCUCUUUGGUCAUCCUGUUGGGGAAUGGCAUCAUAGUUCUGGUAACAAGAGCAGAUGUUGCUCUUCAGACGCCCAUGUAUUUUUUCCUCAGCAAUCUUUCCUUCCUAGAGAUCUGUUAUGUGUCUGUCACUCUUCCCAGGAUGCUCAUGGACCUUUGGACCCAGACAGGAAGUAUUUCUUUUUUCAGCUGUGCCACACAAAUGUGCUUCUUCCUUAUGCUGGGAGCCACGGAGUGUUUCCUGCUGGCUGUGAUGGCCUAUGACUGCUACGUGGCCAUUUGUAACCCUCUGCACUAUCCCCUCGUCAUGAACCACAGGGCCUGUGUCCAGCUGGUGGUGGCCUCCUGGAUCAGUGGAGCUCCAGUCCAGAUAGGACAAACAUGGCAGAUUUUCUCUGUGUCCUUUUGUGGUUCUAAUCAAAUCAGUCACUUCUUCUGUGACAUCCCCCCAUUACUGAAGCUGGCCUGUGGAGACAUCUUUGUGAAUGAGAUGGUGGUCUAUCUAUUUGCUGUGUUGUUUGUCACUGUUCCCUUUUUGUUGAUACUUAGUUUCUAUAUGAGAAUUAUCUCCACCAUCAUGAAGCUGCCAUCAAACACAGGGCGGAUCAAAGCCUUUUCCAUGUGCUCUUCCCACAUCACAGUGGUAGUUUUGUUCUAUGGAUCAGCCACUGUUGCUUAUUUAAAACCUAAAUCUGAUCAGUAUGCAGGAAUAGACAAACUGCUCUCUCUUUUCUACACCAUUUUGACUCCAUUAUUCAAUCCUAUGAUAUAUAGUCUGCGGAACAAAGAUGUUAGAAAGGCAAUGAGGAAAUUUCUUCCCAAAUUAUCAGCAUUGUGA